Chironomus riparius is the source of this 1485-nucleotide messenger RNA. The record is from the annotation of a GenBank genome assembly. Lineage: Eukaryota; Metazoa; Arthropoda; Insecta; Diptera; Chironomidae.
AAUUGAUUAAAUGUAUAUCCUAGUGAAGUGAAAUUGGCAAGAAUCUAUUUAAAAAUCAUCAAAUUUGUUAUAAAAAAAAAUAUUGAGUAAUCUUAAUUGAAACGUUUCAAGGGCAUUUUCGAUUUGUGGACAAUAUGAAGAUUCCACCAUCAUAACUGGUGGAGAAAGCAACUAUAAUUUUUAAGUGUUAUUGGAAAAAGCAAAGAAAAAAGUGUAGGAAAAAGUUUUUUAAAAAACUUCAAAAUACAUAAAACAUCAUUUUAGUUGUAAUUAAAAACCGCACAUUGGAAAAAUAAAAUGCACGAUAAAGUACGAUUAAUAGACUAAAUUCCAUAAAAUACGCACAAGAGGCUUUCAAGUACAGAGAAAAGUUUUAAUGUCUCUCUAUUACCACUUUUCUUGAUAGAUUAUUAAGAACUUUUUUUUUGUUAAAAUAAAAAAAAUAAAAAAAUUUCGUGCAUAAAAUUUUCCACGACUUUUUGUUUUUCGAAGCAUGAAAAUUAAAUUUAAGAAUGGCUCAAUCGUUAAGAAAGGUCCUUUACAGAAAAAGAUUAAGAAAUCUCAAGUUAUCAGGAUUAUGGACACAGAAAAAGCGAAUCAACAGAGUCAACAAUCACAUCCACCAGUCGAUGUGGUCGAAGUCGAUCCUGAGAAAAUCCAAGAUGAGUUCCUUAACACGGGCAGAAUAGGAAGGCGAAAUGCUCUACCUGAUAUACUCGACAGUCAUUGUGAAACAUCAACAGCUGAUUUACCUUUGAAACUUAGUGCCCUUACGACAAGUGACUCAUCGUCAUCAUCCAAUUGUCCUAAUCAAAAAAAUAGCAGCAGCAACAACAAAUAAUGUGAAAAUGUGGAACAAAAACAAAAAAAACGUAGCUAACUCAUAAGAAGAAAAAAAAAGAAUUAUUAACACACAAAAUAGCGUAGUUAUGAUUAAACAGUAAGCUCUUAUAGUCACGAAAAGGGAAACAGAAACGAAGUGAGAAAAAAAAAACAUUUUUGAGAUGGAACAAUCUACCUAUAUAUUUGCAAACGUAAAGAAUUAUAUACAGCCUCCGCCAAAGUAGUUUUUGUAAUGUUCAUGAUAUGAUCCCAUCAAUCGAAAAAAUAAGGUCACCAAAUUUUAAUGAAAAGUACUAAGUAUUAAUUCAUUAGAACGUCAAGGUAAAAAUGUGUGAUGUAAGAUAAGAGAGAAAUUGUCCAAUUUUCCUGUUUUUUAUAACAGAACAUUUUGCUCAGGGCUUGAAGAUGGUUUGGGUUUACUGUAAAUAACGUAUGAGUUUCCAACGAAACAUUUCUGUGCACGUGUUUAACAAGUGGUGUCAAUGCACUACUUACGUUUUUAUUGAUAUACUAGUCAACAGAGUAUGAGUAUGACGUAGGUUCUCUGUUAAUCAUGUGAUUAAACUUUUUUAAAAAGUUGGAUUUGUUUUCUUGGGAACUUUUAAUCGCAAGUUUACUUUAAAUCUUACGAUUUAUCAGGUG